AUGGCUCCGUCUAGCCUAUCACACCGUCAGACUCAUAAUCUGUUACUGAUUUCGAAGCUGCUUAGUCUCAGAGAUACUGCGUCACCACUGACGCUCCUAUUGGACUCGUUGGAACAGCCAGCUACGCCAUUGAUCAAGGAAUAUAUCCGACGUGCUCGACUCUCAAAGGUCCAUGUCACUCUCAUCGCGUUCGAGGCGUUAAAGCCGUAUGACGGUGUUGAUGCAUUCGUUCCUGCUCGCCGAAAGGCUCCCACGGAAAUAAUGCGAGAAGUCGCCGCUGCCUACAAGCCAGAUUCAUCCAACAGCCCUAAUCGCCGACGACUAAUACUCAUCGACUCCAUAAACCCGCUGCUACACUCAACCCGACUCGACAGGUCUUUCCACCUUUCAAGUUUUCUCAGUUCAUUCAUCGUUCCCUCCGGUCCCACAACUUCCAAACCAGAUACCUCUCUCGUCGUUACAUUCCACCAAGAUGUCCCCGGCCGUCCAGCGCAAUCGCCGUACACUCCAUCACCUCUGUCGCUCUUGACUUACCUCGCGACGACUGUCAUUAAACUUCACUCCUUCUCACACAUCCUCGCUCAAAAGGCCGCGCGAGAUCGCAGCCUCGUCCCGCCCGUUUUUGGGCUCGAAGAAGAGCAAGAUGGCGUGCUCCUCGGAAGGCUGGAUAAGCCCGUUGGGAAGGGCACGGAAGCUGGAGGAGUCGUCCUGGAAAUGGAAUACCGGCGCAAAAGCGGGCGUGGAGUUCUGGAAUGGUAUCUCCUGCCUCCCGCGUCGAAGUAUCCGGCUACUCAACUUAAGGAAAUUGUGACAUUGCUUGAUGACCAUCCAUUGUACCGGCCUCCAGAGGAUUUGGGUGAUGCAAAUGGGGAUGAAGAGCCUGAGUCUACUUUUGAACUGCGGCUUACGGAGAGACAGCGCAGGGAUAGAGAAGGUGUUGUGCUGCCUUACUUCGAUGCGCAACAGGGUAACGGACCUGGUGAGGGUGGACGUAUCUUGUACGAUAUGGGAGAGGAAGAUGACUUUGAUGAAGAGGAGGACGAAAUCUGA
This is a messenger RNA of Aspergillus mulundensis, 1050 nucleotides long. Its product is annotated as Elongator subunit IKI1. Bases 1 to 1050 code for a protein of 349 amino acids. Gene Ontology annotation, molecular function: tRNA binding. The transcript is spliced from 3 exons. Lineage: Eukaryota; Fungi; Ascomycota; Eurotiomycetes; Eurotiales; Aspergillaceae. Gene Ontology annotation, cellular component: nucleus; cytosol; elongator holoenzyme complex. Gene Ontology annotation, biological process: tRNA wobble uridine modification. The record is from RefSeq and is a predicted model, not a curated record.